AUGCCUUUUGGAGAGAUGACCAUCACGCUCCACGACGUUGUAGUGCUGCUUGGGAUUGUAGUCGGUGGAGAUAUGGUUGUAGGGAAUGAGAGUGUGAAAGCACAUUUGUGUGAGAUGCUGAGGGUCAAACAAUUGAAUGAACGAUCCAAGCCUUCGCUUAAGAGUGGGGGUUUGGUGUGUGUUGAAGCUAUGCAUCAGGUUAGGAGGUUUCGGGAAAGAUAUUCUAAGGUACGGAUGUUCUUGACCUGUUUGUUGGGGACCACCUUGUUUGUGGACAGGAGUGGGGAUCGAGCGCAUGUUUGGCCACUCCAGUUCUUGGGGGACCUUAGACUAGUGAGGAAAUAUUCUUGGGGGUCUGCUAUACUCGCCUAUUUGUAUAGGCAACUCGGCAUGGCAUCUCGAGCGGACUGCAAAGACAUGGGUGGCUGUUUGACCCUCCUUCAGAGUUGGAUCUAUGAGUACUUCCCAUGUCUACGAGAUCAAAAGUUGGGGACAGGUGGAUUGGUGUGCGGGGAACCUUUUGCUAAGAAGUGGGAGGGGUGA
This is a messenger RNA of Linum tenue, 543 nucleotides long. NCBI's taxonomy places the organism in Eukaryota, Viridiplantae, Streptophyta, Magnoliopsida, Malpighiales, Linaceae. The record is from the annotation of a GenBank genome assembly.